GCGGGAGCUGUCUCAACAACGCGUUGUGAUUGGUCGGCGCCUCUCCUGGUUACCAGUCGUCACUGGACGCAAAAACACAGAGAGACUCGAGCAAACAGAAGAGCGAUUUCUACAGAGAAAUGUCAUGGACUGAGCUGAGGAGGAGCAGGGGAGGAAAACGCUCCUCCACUGAGGAGAAACUGGAUGAAUAUUUAAUCAACCUGCAGCAGAAAAACAGGGCUCUGAGGCGACUGCAGAAGAAAGAUCCCCGUCAGGAGGAGUUGGAGCUUUUGGAGCAGGGGUUUAACCUCUUCAUCAACGGAGCUCAUGUGAGCAACAGCAGCCGAUCCUGCAGGAGAGCCACUCGACCUCCACCAGCAACCAGGAGCACACGGACCGCGGAUUCCUCCAGAUUGAGCGAAGAGACGUCUGAUCCAGAUUCACAAAAACAACGGAGUCGAACAGCACCCGAGAAAACACAGAGACGACAAUGGGUGCAGGAAUCAGUGUAUAUCUGCACUGAGACGGGAAACAAAGUGAAGAUUUCACCAGAACACAAAUACUCAGAUGACUUUGAGCUGUGUGAUAGUGUUAAUAUGGAGUCUCCUCGAGAAAAACGCACAUUCGGUCUGAAGUCACGCAGUGAACCAGAGACCGUCGACAGGGUUCUUCUCAAUCCUGAUCAGGUCAAGGCACUUCGACGAAGCCUGGAGGUGAGCGUCGGCCGCACCACUCGAGACUCAGCUGGAGAAGAAUCGGAUGAGGAAUGGAUCGAGGAACAGAUUGAAAGAGAAGAGAGCAGUGACAGCCUUCCUGACAUCACACUUUCUGCCCAACCCACAAAUCAGCCAAUCAACAAGCAGCUCAGCCAUGGUGACCUCAUCAUGCUGGAGUUUAGUCCCUCCCCUCAAGGUGGGCGAAAGAUUGAGCGCUCUCUCUCGGCUAAAAGAAAAGAAAACGUGGAGUCGUACAUCCCUACCAAACCCGUCGCUGUGAGGAGACAAACGGAGAGAGCGUCUGAGAGUAGACACGACGCUUCAUGGUCGUGUAGUCGCACAGAGCGCCCCCUUUCUGCGACUCGUAAAGUGCAGGAGAAGAGAGAUUCGGAUGAGACGGCUGCCAGCGUCUUUCAGGCCCUGCAGAGAGAAAACACACAAACACCUGAUCACAGAGUUUACACACGUGAGCGGGGAGGAGAGAGCAGUGCACGCCAUCACACAUCUGUACGGCUUUAUGAUGAGGAAGAUGAUGACGAUGAAGAUCAUAAUGGGGUUAUCAGAGCUAUGCAGAGAAUCGCUAUCAUGGAACCAAGACAGCAGAAAUGUUUGUUGAAGGCUCUGGAGAGGAUCGAUACUGUAGAUCAGUCUGGUCUUACUGACCGAGGGAGCUUUACUCCGAACCAGGAAGAAGCAUCUAUGCAGGUGACAUCCAGCCUUUACGUUACCAUGGAGAUUUUGUCAAACUGGGGUCACCCGGGUCAGGUCGGGCUCACAGAAGUUCAGUUCUUCUGUCCACAAAAUCAAAAACUCUACGUCUCUCCACACGACCUGGACAUCCGGAACACCGAACAGCCUGGAAAUCUCACCGCACUCGUCAACGGAAAAACAAAAACGACAAAAGAGCGACACAUGUGGAAGUGUCUGUUUCACCCACCCGUCCAGUUGUACUUCAUCAUCAGGAAUGUGGAUCACUCUCCGGAUUUCAGCAUUUCCCGAAUUAAAAUCUGGAAUUAUAACCGAAAUCUCAGUGAUCUGGAUGUGGGUGCUCGUCAUGUUCGUCUGUAUGUGAACAGCACUCUGGUGUUUGAGGGUCAGCUGGAGAAAGGUUGUGGGAAUCAGGUUUUCGACUACAGCAACUCUAUUGAACUCCAACAACUACAUCCCCCAGAGUGCACCUCUCCGAACCUGUCAUCAGGACGAACCCUGCAAGACCGGAGCCCUCAUGACAAUAACACCAAAUCUCAAGAGUCCAAUGCUAGCCAAUCAGAUUCCAACUUUGAUCCAAUAGAAGAAACAAGCCAGGAUCAAGACGAACAAUCAGAUAAAAGCGCCGCUCACCCGGUUAACCCCGGAAACGUUGGGGCUGCAAUGCAGAGAGACUCCCUAAACAUGGACUCUACUCUUUUAGACCUCGCUUUGCCGACCCAGCAGAAGGAUGAGUAUCCAGGACUAAAGACUGUGACCACACAGCCGUCCUCAAGUCGGAUACCACACUGGCUUAAGCCGCUGAAUCGGACCACGGCGGACGGAGUUGAAGGCUGUCAGGAGCGAGAUCUCCCACCCUGGCUCCAACCUCAGACUACAGUCGAAGGCAAACCCUCAGUGAUUCCUGACAUAUCCUGCAAUCCAGUGCGCGUUUGUAAAGAUUCAUCUGGCCAGAGGGUUCAAAGAGGAACAUCGGGUGAAUUCGGCCCAGAUUUGGGACUACACUGUAGAUCAGAGGUAAACUGGCAGAAAGAUCAGAGUUUAGAGUUGGAAGAGGACUCACGAUUGUACACAGAGCGACACUCGCAUAAUCGGUUGGACCGGGAUUUGGACCUGUGGGAUGAACGGAUCAAGAGAGCGGAACGACCCGUCAGUGGAAGGAGAUCUCAAAACCGAAAACAAAUGAACUCCAGCAGUGACCUUAAUGCAACAGAGGAAAGUGGCGCAGCGUCUGGCCACAACAGAAGACCGAAACAUUGGUGUCAACCGGACGAUCCAUUAAUGGAAUCUUGGGACUCAUUAACGAAAUUCAACCAAUGUCAACGCGGGCGAAUCUCUAACAUGGCACUGGAGGGAGAUAUUUUUGAUGAGUUCGUUCAGCGCCAGUCACACCCGACCCCCACCACCACCCGUCCCCCAUCCGCCCCUAUGCUUCCAGAUUCGGAUGACCUUGAAGAAGACCAACGUGACCCAGACGAAGACUUCGAAAUCCCGGUUCUACCGCAAGGACGUCAUCUCGUCAUUAACAUCACGUCUACGUGGGGCGACCGGCAUUACGUCGGGCUCAACGGGAUCGAGAUUUUCACUUCAAGCGGUGAGCCGGUCACACCCGUCCACGUCACGGCCGACCCUCCGGAUAUUAACGUCCUUCCUGCUUAUGGGAAAGACCCACGCAUUGUUACCAACCUGAUCGAUGGUGUUAAUAGGACUCAGGACGACAUGCACCUGUGGUUGGCUCCAUUCACCCCUGGCCGUAAACACGUCAUCUCCAUGGAUCUUGGCGUUAAGUGUUGCCUGGCAAUGAUUCGGGUUUGGAAUUACAACAAAUCCAGGAUACAUUCGUUCAGAGGAGCGAGAGAAAUUGAAAUGAUUCUUGACGGUCGCUUCAUUUUCAAAGGCGAGAUUGCCAAAGCUUCUGGAACUCUCUCAGGAGCACUGGAUCAGUUUGGAGACACUAUUCUCUUCACGACGGAUGAUGAAAUCUUGGAGGCGAUGGCUCAGUUUGAUGACACGUUUAGGGGUGAACCGGAGAUGGGCGGCUCGGGCGUAGAGGAAGAAGAACUGCAGCGGCCGCGGACGGCUGAUGGUGAAGGAGAGGAAAGACCCUUUACACAGGCUGGAUUUAGAGAAAGCAACUCUCUGAUGAGACUGGACCAGACUCUUGCCGAAGAAUCAAGUGCCGAUGCUGGAGAAGAGACAACUGGACUUUAUACGGGCAGCACCCUGCAGCUGAACCUGGUGAUGUCAUGGGGUGAUCCUCACUAUAUAGGUUUAACAGGGUUAGAGGUUGUUGGUAAAGGGGGUGAUAGUAUCCCUAUUGAUGUCUCUAUGGUAACCGCAUCACCUCGUGACCUAAACGACCUCCCUGAAUAUAGCAAUGACCUUCGAACUGUGGAUAAGUUAUUUGAUGGGGUGAAUAUCACAAUGGAUGAUAAGCACAUGUGGCUGAUACCGUACACAUCUGGUUAUGAUCACAAACUCACCCUGCGGUUCGGGCAGCAGCACACCAUCGCUGGACUCCGAAUAUGGAACUAUAAUAAAUCUCCUGAAGACUCUUACAGGGGGGUGAAAGUUCUGCAGGUGUUUCUGGAUGGAGUUUGUGUUUCUCCUCUCGAGGGCUUUCUCAUUCGGAAGGGACCCGGGAACUGCCAGUUUGAUUUUGCACAGGAGAUUCUGUUCAUAGACUAUCAGCAGUCCAACACCAGCGGUUCUUCCCAUAACAAAUCAUUUACUGGGACCAGCAGGACCACAGAGGACACACACACUCACUGUGGAGAUGAGUCCGCCAGUAUGGAUUAUGAAGCUCCAUUGAUGCCCUGUGGAUUCAUAUUUCAGCUGCAGUUGUUGACCACGUGGGGCGACCCGUACUACAUCGGUCUGAACGGCUUGGAAUUCUACGAUCAGGAUGACCAGAAGAUACCACUGAAUGAAAACAACAUCGCCGCUUUCCCAGACAGUGUGAAUGUUUUAGAUAACGUGAUCGGAGACGUCCGCACACCAGACAAACUGAUCGACGGUAUCAAUAACGCACAUGAUGGGCGACAUAUGUGGCUCGCUCCCGUGCUGCCCGGACUGGUGAACCGUGUCUAUGUCAUCUUUGACAAGCCAGUAACCGUAUCCAUGAUUAAAUUAUGGAAUUACUCCAAAACGCCACAGAGAGGAGUCAAAGAAUUUGGGCUCCUUGUUGAUGAUCUGUUGGUGUAUAAUGGGAUUUUGGAGUGUGUAAAGAACGUUUCGCGGGGAAUUCUGCCAACCCUGGAUCCUGUUGUACCAUAUCACACCAUACUGUUCACGGACAACACGCACAUCACAAACAGAGAGAAGAACACAAUUAUCAGCAACCAUGUGGAGGACCAGGAUGUGAAAUUGACCAAUGAAAAUCAAAUCAUUUACCAACAGAAGAAGAAACAAACAGCUGACCCAGCUCUGCGGCCCAAAACCUGCAUGACAGAUGCACGAAAACACGGAAAGCAGCGAUACUAAGAGCCGGAAAGAAAAUAUUGAUCCAGACAGAUCAUGAAAGAGUUUACAGGACCAGGUUUUGUUUUUCUUUAUUCUUCCAAUAUUUGGAAGAUUCAGUGACUUUGGCACACACUGGUGUUCAUAUGUAAUUUAUGUAUGAUAUUACUGUAUAAUGGUUUUUAUUUUUGAGUAGCUGUACAAUACCUAACUAUUUUAAAGUUUGUUUAAAGUGUCCUUUUAAAGAAAAUACCAUGCACCAUCAUAUUUCAUAUCAUUUAUACUGCUGAUGACUACUAUAUAAACAUCAUAGCUUAUGUCUACUUUUAAUAUUUAAGUCAAAUUGUCCAGACAUCAAAACUGACAGAGAGUAAGUAUUCACAAUAUUUCUACAAAUAUUUCACAAUAUUUCAAGACACUACUGUACAAAUUUAUUAUGCAACUGCCAGUUUACCUCUUAUUAAAGCAGAUGUAAUUAUUAUUAAA
Messenger RNA from Paramisgurnus dabryanus, 5348 nucleotides. It is a transcript of the gene katnip, whose product is annotated as katanin interacting protein. NCBI's taxonomy places the organism in Eukaryota, Metazoa, Chordata, Actinopteri, Cypriniformes, Cobitidae. The record is from RefSeq and is a predicted model, not a curated record.